Carlito syrichta (Philippine tarsier) is the source of this 854-nucleotide messenger RNA. It is a transcript of the gene RXFP2, whose product is annotated as relaxin/insulin like family peptide receptor 2. Gene Ontology annotation, cellular component: membrane; extracellular matrix. The transcript is spliced from 9 exons. The record is from RefSeq and is a predicted model, not a curated record. Gene Ontology annotation, molecular function: G protein-coupled receptor activity; protein binding. Gene Ontology annotation, biological process: signal transduction. The annotation marks the transcript as partial. NCBI's taxonomy places the organism in Eukaryota, Metazoa, Chordata, Mammalia, Primates, Tarsiidae.
AAGUUACUACAUCAGAACUCCUUCCGAGGUAUAAGGAGGACGUGUCUAAUAACUCAAUUGCUAUAAACCUAUUGUUAUUUUUCUGGUAUUAAACAUCUCUUCAGCCUCAGAUUGAUUGCAAUGUUCUUUCUCCUUCGUUUCAUCAUUCUGAUCGAUGUCAAAGAUUUUGCACUGACUGAUGCUGGUACAGUCACGUCUUUGUGCCACAAAGGAUAUUUUCCCUGUGGGAAUCUUACCAAGUGCUUACCCCGAGCUUUUCACUGCGAUGGUGAGGAUGACUGUGGGAAUGGCGCGGAUGAAGAGAACUGUGGUGACACCAGUGGAUGGACGACCAUACUUGGCACAGUCCAUGGAAAUGCUGACAUUGUGACCUUAACACAUGAGUGCCUUCUAAACCCGUAUCCACAACGCUGUGACUGCAAGGAAAGAGAACUGGAAUGUUUCGAUGCCAACUUAAAGUCUGUGCCAAUGAUUUCCAGGAAUGUGACGUUACUGUCUCUCAAGAAAAACAAAAUCCACAGUCUUCCAGAUAAAGUUUUCAUCAAAUACACAAAACUUAAAAAGAUAUAUCUUCAGCAUAACUGCAUUAGACACAUAUCCAGGAAAGCAUUUUGGGGCUUACACAAUCUGCAAAUAUUAUAUCUCAACCACAACUGCAUUACAACUCUCAGACCUGGAGUCUUCAAAGACUUACAUCAGCUAACUUGGCUAAUUCUAGAUGACAACCCAAUAACCAGAAUUUCACAGCGGUUGUUUACUGGAUUAAAUUCCUUGUUUUUCCUGUCUAUGAUUAAUAACUACUUAGAAGAUCUUCCCCAGAAGCUGUGCACCCAAAUGCCUCAACUCAACUGGAU